CUUAUCAGGAAAAUUAUGUUGCUUUCAUGUCCUUCUUGUUGUAUCUGUGUGUUAUGUUAUUUAAUUAUGCUGCGGGGAGCUGAUUAACUAACUCCUCUGCUGCUGGAAUGAUUGCUUGCGACCGAGCUGUAAUGAUUCAACGUUGGGGGGGAGUGAAGGAGUAAUUGAUGGAUGGAGUAUAUCAGUGAGAUAUGAGGAAAUCGUAACUGCUCCAUUUUUUGUAUUUUUUUGGUUGUGCUUUCUGUUUUUGGAGAAACAAUUGAGGGAAUUGUCUGCAGCGGGGGGAUUAUUAGGCCAAGACUUUCCUAAUAUGUGCAAAGAAGUUUGGAAGUUAUAGAAGCCCCCACCUCUCUCUCUCUCUUUAUCUCUAUCUCUAUCUCUAUCUCUAUCUCUAUCUCUAUCUCUAUCUCUAUCUCUAUCUCUUCCUUGAUGGUUUUUGUUUUUCUCUCUUUUUUUCCGCCCCUUUUGGAGGAGUACUAAUUUUUGGGGCUGUGGUAUCUGAGGUGUUUCCACGUCAUUGAGGAUGGGCAAGCGACGUUGGAGAAAGGGAAAACGUUUGCUGUGAGGGAGUUUCUUCUAGUUUUUGGUCGUUUAUUCUUGAAAAAAGUUCUGAAUAGGGGAUGGGGGACCAUAACGACCCAUCAACUACCCCUAUUUUCUCUAGUUUUUAAAACUUGAUUAAACUAUAGGAGUAUAAAAAUCUGCAGCAGGUAAGUAUAAGCUUUUUUGCAUAAAAUUUGGAAGGGAGGGAGGAGGGCUUGACUAUAUUCAUAUUUUUAUAUCUACUUGGAUUAGUGCAACUUUAACUCUUACUUAUAAUUCUUUAUGUUGGAGUUUAGUUUGGUGGUGAAGAGGCCAAAAGCAAACAUAUCUUGGUCCUUUUUUUUGUUUGAAGAAAAUGAUGAGACCAUUAUCUUUUCGUUUAGUGGUUAUGUUUAAGAGGCAUCUUAGUCAAUCUUGGUAGUGCGUAUUGCCAGAAAAGAACUGAGAAGGUAAUUAAACACCAGGUUGAGGAUAAAAGAGAAGUGAAAAGGGAAAGGUACAAAGCAGAGUCUUUAUUGCUAUAAAAAAGGAUGGUGAUUGCAGGCAGUUAACAGUAAAAAUCUCUUUUUUCCACUCAUUUGAUUGCUCAAGUGAAUGGGCUAAAAAACAAAGUAUAUCACCUACCACUUCUUCUUUUAGCUACCGACUUCUAUUCAUCUGUUGUAGGAGAGCAGCUAAUCUGCUUUGUUUCGUGGUGGGAUAAUUGGAAAAAGAUGGUAUUUUUGCUAAUUAUCUGAGAUUCUGUGCUGCCAAAAUGUUUCUUGAUGUGUACGCUUGGCCUUCUGGUUCAAGAUUGGGUUUCUUAUUGAACUUAUUUAUCAUAUCAGUAUGUUUGAUUGUUUUUUUUUUUUGUGUUUGCUCGUGUUUUCCCCUCUGAAUUUUGGAUUUGGGGGCUGAGUACAUGUGGUGAUAUUGGUGAUGCUUGUUGGUUGUCAAGCGUAUUGAUUUUACAUAUGUGAUUUCCUUAUCCAUGAAACAUGAAGCUAUAACUUCUCCAUGAGGUGAUUACUUUGUGAUGUCUUCAUAGUAAUUCUGAUAAAAUUUUGGUUGUGGAUAACCUAUUUGUUGUUUGAUCCUUCUGAAGGAGUUUCACCUAUUAUUUUGCUUGUUAUGAGAGUUUCUUCCUCGAAUCUGAAGAGUUUAGUUUUAUAUCUUGCAGUUUCAGCCUAUGCCCUAGUUUAUGAUGCAUUAUAUGUUCUAGAUUGAUUGAGAAACUCUACCUAAUGAGCCACUAUUUGGAGAUGGAUUGGAAUACUAAGUGGGAUUGGGAAAGCUAUGAUGCAUUUGGUCCAAAAACAACAGAAAAUCCUAAGAAGCUGCAACUAGUGGAUUGGACUAUUAUUGAUGAUAGGGAAAUUGAUGCUGGAUCCUUCAAUCUCUCAGCAGGAGCCUCUGGCUCUGAUGGUGGCCAUGUUUCUUCAGCAAAAAGCUCAAUAUCAGCUUCUGAUUCUUCCACAAAAAAUGGGCAAACCCCCCCAGACGUCAGGCUAAUGGCAUAUGAAGAUUUUUCUGGAAAUUUUAAGAUUACAGAACGUGAAGGAACUAAGAUUUCUGGAACUUCUCCACCUCUGGAAGCUUCCAUUGGCUCUGUAGAACCACUGAUUGGCCUCAAGCUUGGAAAGAGAACAUACUUUGAGAAUAGUGGUGCUGGAGGUCAUGUUAAGGGUGCAUCUUCCACUGGGCCUACUGCAUCCACCUCUUCAUUGAAGAAAACUAAAUUGCAGGGUGAUAAUCUCCCGAUGCCUCGCUGUGUAGUUGAGGGCUGCAAUUCUGACCUUUCAACAGGUAAAGAGUAUCACCGGAAGCAUAGGGUUUGUGAUAGCCAUUCCAAAGCCCCAAAAGUUGUUGUUGGUGGCCUUGAACGCCGGUUUUGCCAGCAGUGUAGCAGGUUCCAUAACAUUUCUGAAUUUGACGAAAAGAAACGCAGUUGUAGAAGAAGACUUUCUGAUCAUAAUGCUCGACGCAGGAAGCCACAGCAGGAAAUACAGUAUAAUUCAAGGCUCUCAUCACCAUUCCAUGGAGGAAGGCAGCAAAUGAGUUUUAUGAUGAGCAAUUCUUCACUUGUACACUCUAGAGCUAUGGGUGAUACAGCAUGGGAUAGCACCAAGUUCACCCUUACCAAAGGGUAUCAUCCUUUGAAGUCUAGUGGAGAUGGAGUUAGCAGCGAGCAGAUGCAUAUACCAGGAGCUAAACUUACACAUUUCACCAACAUGCAAAGCUGUGCAGCCAAAGUAUUUCCCACUUCAAAGAGCUCUGUGGCUGAUGUUUCAAAUCCAGGUUCGAAGUAUUCUCCCCACUUAGAUGCAGCACCCGAGUAUGGUCGUGCUCUCUCUCUUCUGUCAAGUAAUUCGUGGGCUCCAUGUGGAUCAGAAUCCAUGGCUUUGAAUCAAAUUCAAGAAAAUGAAACCUGCGUAAGUCAGCCUUUACCUACGAUGCACGGAAUCCCAGAAGGGGUGCCCCUCUCUUCUUCAGAAUUGUGGCUGCAUCAGCCGCCUUCUGCUCAUACUCCAUUGCCAGACAACACUAACUUCCCGGAAAUCCAGCUAUUCAUAACACCAUAUGAGGAGACAGACUUAUAUUCCAACAUAAUGAACUGACUACCAUUCAAAAGCACAAUCUUGUAGUAGUAUUUUGUAUUUUGAACGCUAGCUGCACAAGAGUCCUUCUUGUUAGUUGAUAAAUUUAUAAGGUUCUUGCCUUCCACAGCAUAUUCUGUUAGUGUGGAGCUAAGGUUGCAAAUUUGUGUGUUCUUUGGAUAAUCAACCUUGUUUGUUUGGAAACAUUUUUUGCUUUAUCAAAAAUUAAAUUACAGGUAACAGAUAUGAAUUAA
Salvia splendens (bonfire salvia) is the source of this 3373-nucleotide messenger RNA. RefSeq names its product squamosa promoter-binding-like protein 12. NCBI's taxonomy places the organism in Eukaryota, Viridiplantae, Streptophyta, Magnoliopsida, Lamiales, Lamiaceae. Gene Ontology annotation, cellular component: nucleus. Gene Ontology annotation, molecular function: DNA binding. The transcript is spliced from 4 exons. Bases 1767 to 3140 code for a protein of 457 amino acids. The record is from RefSeq and is a predicted model, not a curated record.